GGAGGGAGAGGUGGAUCUUUUUUUUUUUUUUUGCACGGGGAGAAAUAUUUCCCAACAAACAUAUAGCACCAGCCCAGUGUAUUUAGGAAGCAGCAGCAUCCGGGCUGUGCUGCAGGAGCCUGGCCCCCAGCGACCCCCCAAUGACCAGGAGGACACUUUGCUCAGGGUUCCCAGGACUUGCGGCUGACAUGAAGCCGGAUAAAGUUGCUGUUGAGCCCGUGUCCCGGGACUAGCGCUGCCUGGGGACACCGGGAGAUCAGUAGGGAUCGCUGGAGCACGGUUGGACUGAGCGGUACAUGGGGACUGUGUGACACAGAGCCUGGUCAUGGGAGGCUGCAUGGGACGACCCCGGGGAGAGAGCCAGAGAUCGCAGUCCCGGGCCUCAGGCCACCCCCGCAAGAGAGGAGGUCGCAAUGAGCCAUUAAAGAAAGAGCGGCCAAGAUGGAAGAGCGACUACCCGAUGACGGAUGGCCAGUUGCGCAGCAAACGGGAUGAGUUCUGGGACACUGCGCCAGCAUUUGAGGGGCGCAAGGAGAUCUGGGACGCCCUGAAAGCUGCAGCCUAUGCGGUGGAAGCUAGCGACCACGAGCUGGCUCAGGCUAUUGUGGAUGGAGCAAGUAUUACAUUACCCCAUGGUUCUCUAACUGAAUGUUAUGAUGAACUUGGAACACGGUACCAGCUCCCGGUUUAUUGCCUGGCACCACCGGUCAACCUGAUCAUGGAGAGAAGUGAUGAUGAUGGAGCCGAUGCCCCUGACCCAGACCCCAACACCAGGCGGGAAUUCCAGCUCAAGGUCCGCCUAUCCACCGGGAAGGACGUUAAACUCAACGCGAGCAUGUCGGACAAUAUUGGCCAAAUGAAGAAGCAGCUCUAUUCCGUGGAGGGUAUUGAACCUUGUUGGCAGCGAUGGUUCUUCUCUGGAAAACUUCUCACAGAUAGGAUGAAAUUGCAGGAGACAAAGAUUCAGAAGGACUUUGUGAUACAAGUUAUUGUUAACCAACCGAUAGAGACACAGAACUGAAUGAACACAAAAAGCUCCACAAAAUAUGAAUGUCCAGAGGUGACUGGGAGGGGAUGCUGUGGCCAUCUUAAUGAUCUGCUUGAGACAUGAUGAGAAUAAGCUGGAGAGACUACCCCUGAGAUACAAAAAUGCUGCACUAUUUCUGUGGUCUUGGUUGCACACAAUAUUCACCUCUGACAGGAUAGUGUCUUAUGUCUGUGUUGAUUGGCCUGAAUUCCUAACUAGCAUAGGACAGUGUGUGGGGGACAGUAGUGCAGUGUGAGAUCACGUAUCUCCUCAGUGUAUCCGCAAUACUGCACCAAGGAAAUGAUCGGUAAACCUGGUUUGAUUUUAUUUUUUCCCUUUUUUUUUUUUUUGGUCUUCUUUAGUGGAUCUGCUGGAAAAACAAAAAUUUUCCCCUUUUAUAUUUGUGGUUACCAUGCGCCACUUUUUUUUUUUUUUUUUAAAUAGAGUUUUUAUUUUAACGGUCAGGCAGCAGCACUAAGAUGGUAUGGAAAACUUUUCCAGUCUUUGUGACGGCCUAAACCGUAGCACACCACUCCACCAACACAAAAGUGUAACACUGGUUUACAAAGAGCACAGCUUGAGUUACAUACAGAGCAUUAGAGACUAUUAAACAUCAAGCGGGGGAUUCGCCUUUGCCUGGCCGAAACAGCGCAGCACCCACUGCACUUUGCGGCAGCUGAAUCGGGCAUACAGCCGGUGAGGGGGGGGGGGGGGCAAGGAUAGGUGCCGUUGGCGGUGUUUAAACUGCAAUUCGCACCCUUUGGCCGGAGUUGAAUUUCCCCUAAUUAUCUUUUUUUUUUUUUUCCCCUCCAUUCGCAUAUGGGACACUGAAACAACAUAUCGCACGGUCAUAUGGACUUGUGUUUCCCAUCAUCUUGCGUCGGCUACGUAAAAGAUCCAUGCGGUUCAUUCCCAUUUUACAAUGGUUUAUUUUCAUGAAACAUUUCCUUACUUGUGCCUAAUUAAUUAAAAGCUGUUAUUUAAAUGUAA
Molecule: messenger RNA, 2017 nt
Organism: Pseudophryne corroboree (corroboree frog)
Lineage: Eukaryota; Metazoa; Chordata; Amphibia; Anura; Myobatrachidae
Gene: UBTD1
Product: ubiquitin domain containing 1
Exons: 3
Coding region: 326-1021 (231 amino acids)
Molecular function (GO): protein binding
Source: RefSeq, a predicted model, not a curated record